GUUUUAUCGUGACACUCAUCUGUCGUGAACUUCACAGCAGCAGCGCCAUCCAGCGCUUCUUCACUGUAUUGCGUCAUGACGCACGGCGCGGCGGAAUGACGUCAACUACAGCCGACGGCGCUGCUCUUUUGCGUUUACUAGCCGUCCAGAUCGUCCGAAGAUUGAUCAAAUAUGUAUUAGGAAAUGACAGAUGUAGUGUUUUAUAAUAUUAUGGACUGGUCGAUGGUUUAGGGGAGAGAUUUGGCGACUCUGAUUUCUGCAAAAAUGAACAAAGGUUGGCUGGAGUUAGAAAGUGACCCGGGGUUGUUCACACUCUUGUUGGAAGACUUUGGUGUGAAGGGCGUUCAGGUGGAGGAAAUCUAUGAUCUUCAGAGCAAAUGCCAGAGUCCUGUUUAUGGCUUCAUCUUCCUCUUCAAGUGGAUCGAGGAGCGAAGAUCUCGGCGUAAAGUCUCCACGCUGGUGGAUGAAACCUCAGUUAUCGAUGACGAGAUUGUUAACGACAUGUUUUUUGCUCACCAAUUGAUACCGAACUCCUGUGCCACUCACGCUCUUCUGAGUGUGCUUCUGAACUGCAGCGGCGUGGAGCUGGGAACGACUCUGAGCCGUAUGAAGGCUUUCACCAAGGGCUUCAGUCCUGAGAGUAAAGGUUACGCCAUUGGAAACGCUCCUGAGCUGGCAAAAGCCCACAACAGCCAUGCCAGACCGGAGCCACGGCACCUGCCAGAGAAACAGAACGGCAUCAGUGCCGUGCGGACAAUGGAGGCAUUUCACUUCGUCAGUUAUGUGCCAAUCAAAGACCGGCUGUUUGAGCUGGACGGUCUGAAGGCAUAUCCCAUCGACCAUGGGCCGUGGGGUGAGGAUGAAGAGUGGACGGAUAAAGCCAGACGGGUCAUAAUGGAGCGAAUAGGACUGGCCACUGCUGGAGAGCCCUACCAUGACAUCCGGUUCAAUCUUAUGGCGGUGGUUCCAGAUCGCAGGUUAAAAUACGAGUCUAAGCUGGAGAUCCUGAAACGGAACAGGCAGAUCAUUCUGGAAGGGCUCCAGCAGGUUAGGGAGAAAAAAGUAAUUCAGAUGACCCAACAAGGUUCAGGCCAGGAUCGAAAGCAACAAGACUCCUCCUCCUCAGAAGACAUGCCUCCUGCUGUGAAAAAGGAGGAGGAGCAAGAUACGCCAAUACCUUUGUGUACAGAGCAGGCCACACCCACAGAAACUCAGGAAGGUGCCACUGCUCUCCCAAGUCCCGCUGGAAAAGUCAGACCCAUGGCUAAACCUGCCACCUUGCCUACAGGCGGCGCUCCGCCACCAGCCCCUCUACCUGUUCCCAGCCUCAACCCCAACCCCAAUCCCAUCGUCCAGCGUCUGCCAGCUUUCCUGGACAACCACAACUACGCCAAGUCCCCCAUGCAGGAAGAGGAGGAUCUUGCUGCAGGCGUGGGUCGCUCACGCCUACCUGGCCCCCCUCAGCCCACUUAUUCUGAUGAUGAGGAUUACUAUGAUGAUGAAGAGGAGGAGUGCAGCACUGCAGGUGCCACAAGCAGGUAUACAACUAUGAAAAAUUUUCAAAUUGGUCAUGCAGCAACGUUACCUCGGCAUAUUCACAAUGGUAAAAUGAAUUAUUUUAAUGGCGUUUUAGCUGAGAAACUCAAGAAGGAAGUCCAAAGGAAGGACUCCAUGGCUACAACAGGUUCCACACCUCUGAAUGUACGCACCGAGGGUCGCACAGGUGGGAUCAGCAUCACCUCGGCCUGCCAGCCGUCGCCCACGCCCAGUAACGAAAGCACGGAUACGGCCUCGGAAAUCGGAAGCGCGUUCAACUCACCCCUUCGCUCGCCCGCAAGAUCGCAAGCAGCUACACGGCCCUCCAGCCCUGUGGUGCCCCACUUGAGUCGUGUGCUGUUUGGAGAAGAGGAGGGGCUGCUUAGGUUAGAUGCCCGACACAAUCGAGCCGUCCGGGACUUGGGGGCGCUAGUGAGCUCCACGAUGCUGCGACUGCAAGAGGAUGGCGUCAUGUACGCCUUGCCAGCUACAGAAAUCUUGGAAGGGUUAAAGAAAGCAGGUGGUGUGGAGAAGAAAGAGAAAGAAGAGACGACUGGUCCAGGAGGAGAGGAGGAAGUGAAGGAAGGACCAUCAGUGGAGAUGAAACAGGAGGACGUCAAAGAGUCAGUGGACAUCAAACCAGACAAGAAGAACCUGCCAUCCAUCAAUGCAGAAACCAGCACCAAACCUCCUGGAGAAAAAUACACCCCUAAAGAGUUGCUGGCCUUGUUGAAGUAUGUGGAAGCUGACAUUGUCAACUAUGAAGUGUGUUUGAAAGAAGAAGUGGAGAAAAGGAAAAAGUAUAAGAUCGAUGACCAAAGGAGGACUCAUAACUAUGAUGAAUUCAUCUGCACCUUCAUAUCAAUGCUGGCACAAGAAGGUAUGUUAGCGAGUCUGGUGGAGCAGAACAUCUCUGUGCGUCGCAGACAGGGCGUAAGCAUUGGCCGGCUCCACAAACAACGCAAACCCGACCGGCGGAAACGUUCACGACCAUACAAAGCCAAGCGCCAAUAAAUGCUAAAAAAGAACCGAAUGGCAGCAACUCGACAACUCAAUCUUUCUGAAACAUUGUCCAGAUACAUUUCUGAAGAUGAACAACGAUACCAAACACCUCAUUGACAGUGUUAGAUAUUGAUUAAAAUAUAUAUAUAUAUUUUUUUUAUCGAGCUGUUUCACAUAAUAAACUGCCCAUGUACAAGUACAUCACCACCAGUGUUGGGCAAGUUACUCUGAAAAUGUAAUCAAAUUACUGAUUACUCCUUUUAAAAGUA
Molecule: messenger RNA, 2807 nt
Organism: Sinocyclocheilus anshuiensis
Lineage: Eukaryota; Metazoa; Chordata; Actinopteri; Cypriniformes; Cyprinidae
Product: ubiquitin carboxyl-terminal hydrolase BAP1-like
Exons: 17
Coding region: 265-2550 (761 amino acids)
Biological process (GO): protein deubiquitination; ubiquitin-dependent protein catabolic process
Cellular component (GO): cytoplasm
Molecular function (GO): cysteine-type deubiquitinase activity
Source: RefSeq, a predicted model, not a curated record